Messenger RNA from Anisakis simplex (herring worm), 498 nucleotides. NCBI's taxonomy places the organism in Eukaryota, Metazoa, Nematoda, Chromadorea, Rhabditida, Anisakidae. The record is from the annotation of a GenBank genome assembly.
AUGAUAUUGAUCAUUUGCAGCAAUCUGGAUCCACUCACUGAAACGUACGGAUUUAAUUUCUAUUUGCAAUACUUGAUCAAUCAUCCAGAAUAUUUUCAAGUAUGUCAGCAUCCGAAUGGUGAAAUUAUGGGUUAUGUGAUGGGCAAGGCGGAAGGUGAACGCGAGAACUGGCACGGUCAUGUCACUGCCGUCACAGUGGCGCCUGCAUAUAGACGACUGCGACUGGCAGCUAGAAUGAUGAAAACGCUUGAGAGUAUAUCUGAAAUGAAGAAGUGCUAUUUUGUGGAUUUGUUCGUUCGUGUGAGUAACACAGUGGCGAUUAGUAUGUAUACGGCGCUCGGUUAUGUGGUUUAUCGACGUAUUAUAGACUAUUAUUCGGGCGAGAAUGAGGAGGACGCUUUUGAUAUGCGGAAGGCGUUAUCACGAGACAUUGAGAAGAAAUCAAUGGUACCGUUAAAGCAACCGGUUACGUGUGAUGAAAUUGAUCUGAGGGAUUGA